Molecule: messenger RNA, 1232 nt
Organism: Ichthyophthirius multifiliis
Lineage: Eukaryota; Ciliophora; Oligohymenophorea; Hymenostomatida
Product: PX domain protein
Exons: 6
Cellular component (GO): endosome
Molecular function (GO): phosphatidylinositol binding
Source: RefSeq, a predicted model, not a curated record
AUGAAAAUAACUAUAGACAAUUAUAUAAUUGUCUAAAAUCAUCAAAUUAAAGCAAAAUAAGCUAAUUCUAAAAUAUAUAUACAAAAGUUCCAAAGUAAGAUAAAAGUUAUUAAAAAAAAGAUUUUAUUUUUUUUUAGAUAUGAAAAAAAAUAUGGUGGUAUUUUUUCGUAAUCUUAUAUUGUUUAUCAUGUUGAAACAGAAUAAUUAAAUUGGAGUGUUUAAAGAAGAUAUAAUGAUUUUUGUUGGCUUAGAGAAACAUUAGAAAAGGCUUAUCCUGCAAUAUGUAUUCCUCCUAUUCCUAAAAAGAAAUCAACAAGAAGUUUUUAACCUUUAUUUUUGAGUAAAAGAAUGGCUUUUAUGGAACAUUUCUUAAAUAAAUUACUUAAGUAACCUGAAUUAAAAUGUUCGAAGUAUUUAGAAGGAUUUUUAGGAAUGACAAGUGAUGACUAAUUUUUAAAACUAAAAAAAGAAGGUGAAAAUUUAUAGAAAAUAUAAAAAGUUUAAAAUAUGGUAACAAUAAACGGAAAAGCCGAAUGUGUCAUUAAUUAAGAAAUAAAUUAAUAUUUAAAAAAAGCUAAUGAAUUUUUUAGUAAUUAAGAUAUUAUUUAUAAAAAAAUAAGAAAAUUAUGUAAAUAAUUAAUUAUUGAUUUUGAUUAAUUAUCAACUACUUUAUUUAGUAUUGGAGACUGUUUUUCUUAAUAAUAUUAAAUUUCUUAUCUUUUUAAUAAUUCGAAUGAAAAUUAAGAACCUCUUUUAGAAGAACUAUAUAUUAAUCUAAACAAUUUGAAUGUAGCUUGGGGUAAUAAUAUAACCAAUCAGAUCAAAUUUGUUUAAGAAAAUUUAUCAAAUUGGUAUAAAUAUUAUAACAAUGAAACAUAAAUAAUAAAAGAUGUAAUAUAAUUAUUAUUUAUUUAAUUAUUAAAAAACUAAUAAGAUAUUAAUCAAAAGAGAUUAUGUAGAGAAAGAAUUUUAAGCUUUCAAACAAAAUCUUAAUUAUAAAAAAGAAAAAUACUUUAAAAUGGGAGAUCCUACUAAAUGGGAUAUUCCCAAUGAUAUUCUAUAUUAAUUUAAUAAAGAUUAUUUAAAAAAAAAGAUUUUAUGUUUUAGUACAUGUUUCCUAAAGAAUAAUAAAUCGAAAAUGAAUUAAGAGAUUAAUUCGGAUUUUACAACAAUUCAGCCUAUAAAGAAAUAAAAAGAUUAAUAUAAGAAAAAAUUUAAGAUUAUUCGAAUCA